Molecule: messenger RNA, 435 nt
Organism: Sphenostylis stenocarpa
Lineage: Eukaryota; Viridiplantae; Streptophyta; Magnoliopsida; Fabales; Fabaceae
Source: the annotation of a GenBank genome assembly
AUGGGGAAUAAGGCCUCAUCAAAUUCAAAGGUACAUGGCCAGGUUACAAGGGUUGUGUCUACUGAACUUGGCUAUGACCCAAGGAUGGGGAGGUCUGUUUCUAAACUCAGAAACGAAUACACAGCCAAACCCAAGGCAGAGACCGUAGGCACUAGAAAGGGACAACUUGGAAGUGGGGUGUACUCAGAUAACACCCCACUUGAUAACGAUGAAACUUUCACCACUUUCAUUCGACAGGCCAAGUAUAAAAUCAGAACCGUGUCCCACAUCCGUCGGGAGCAUAGCGACGUUGCACCUGCACCACCAUCAGAAUACGACGAGGCUAAUGGUAGGGAUAACCAAAACGACGAGUUUUCAGAUUUCAUUCAGAGUGCAAAGAAGAAGUUGAGAAGCACAUCGAGCAAGAGAAAAAAUGGUUCCUUCAACAGAGGCUAA